UUGACGAUGUCUUACCGUACGCCAGAACUAGGGAGGUUCCAGAUUAAGAGUUUCCUGUGGUGAAUUUCAUACAUCCGGACUGGUCUAAAACCCGAGACACCGGUAGAACUUUAAUAGCCGAUAAACAACCGAGUCGCCAUUUUGUUACGAAGUGAUGGUGGAUUACUCAUAGAAAGGUUAUCAACUCACUCGGGCGACGAAAGGAACAUAUUUGGGCGUUGGUCCUGCCCUCCUGAAAAGUGAAUUAAUAAACGUCAUUGUAAUCAAGACGAUCAAACGCUAGGUUGUCGGCGAGCGGAGAUGGGCGAUACCCUCUUUUGUUUUACAUGCUGUAUAACAGAACAACCUCAGCCAAAGCGACGACGUAGGAUAGACCCCAGUAUGAUAGGACAGCCAACAGACUUCCGUCACACCGGGCACAUUGGGUCACGUGACAUCGGCAAUGGAGUAUCAUCCUCCAACAGCACGAUGGGUGAAGUACAAUCACAGAUGUCAUCUAAAGGUGGCUAUGACCAUGUGUCACCAGUAAACGUACAUCUCAAUGUGAUAGACUUGCCCCACAAACACAAUGGCACUGAGCUGCUGAGUUAGUAUGCAGACAGAGAGAGAGAUUUUAGCUAUAUUCAUUAUAAGUGUAUAUAAUAUUGGACGAUCUGUCUUCGCCUGUUUACUGUAAAUAAUUGUUGAUCUGUUGAGAUGGAAUGAUAGAGACAACACUGAGAAAGAAAGAAACCUUGUUGAGGAUGGAGAGAAGAAAAGAAAGAGACCAUGAUGAGGAUGAUAGUGGUUGACAGAGGCCAAGGUGACAUUGAUGGGACGAACAGUGAAUUUGAUAUUGAAAAAAUUGGAGGAUGAGUAUUCAUAAAAGAAUGAAUAUAACUUUUAAAAAGAAGGCGAACUCCACAGGAUCAGAAUCAGGAAAUUCUCAUAGUACAAGGAUUUACACAGGAAGAUUUGAUGGUGUUGGAUACAGGAAGUGUUCAGUACUUAAGGAUUCAAAGAUGGUAAAUACAGGAAACCUUUAUUAUUCGAGGACUCUUUUAUCAUAGAUAUAAGCCCACUACUUGUGAUUAUCUAUGUUCACAAGGAAAUCACCACAUCACUGGCCGAGCUAACUGGCAGGAAAUCUUUAAUAGUAUUAGUAUGUGAUCAUGGUGCCCUGUGUUCCUGAAGUUUUCAAUAAAAGUUAUUCUAAAUCGUAGCCAUCUAAUAAAUUCAUAAUCAAGUCUUUAAUGAUGUCAAGAAAAUUUAGAUCAUUUGAUUGGUAUGUCAGAAAUUUCAGGUUAUUCACAGAAGAGUAGUUCUUAAGUCUGAUGUCAGUAAAGUCAGGGGUCAGUAAAGUCAGGGGUCAAUAAAGUCAGGUGGCAGAAAAAACAGGUGUCAAUAAAAUUAAGUGUUGGUAAAGUCAGGGGUCAGUAAAGUCAGGGGUCAGUAAGAGCAAGUUUGACUGGUAAUUAAUCUCACCAUUCUCUAUUUAUUUUGGAAUAUGUCCAUGAGUCCAACACAUUGCUCCUGACUUUAAAUCAGGGGGUGGAUUAAUAACAGGAUAAUAUCAUUAAAUUGAUUAGUAAUUUUAUGUAACAGCAAUAUAUAUGGUUUGGGGUUAUUACCAGGUUUGGGGUUAUUACCAGACAUAGGCUUAUUGCCAUACCUGGGCUUAUUACCAGACUUGUGGUUAUUGAUAUCGUUUAUAAUAGAUUUGGCAAGUAUUUAAUCCUACAUACAUGUAGAACCUUAAUAGAUUUCAAAACAUCUUUAACGUCAGAUUUCAGUAAGGACAGAUUUGACAAACAUUAAAUAAUCUCAGAUCACAUACAUAUUUUGCCUGAAUGUUUUAAGCGUUGUCCUGAAAUUAAUUAUAAUACUCCUUUAAUGAUAAAUGCAGGUUUGACUUUAGAAAUUGAUGUACUGUAAUCAUACUAAAGUUGGCAUAAUAAAAUUUAGAACGAUGAUAAAUUCACACAUCCACAGUCAAUUUUUUAUAUCAACAAAUACAGAUACUGCAGUUACUGCAGUCAUGUCUUAGCCCAAUACAUUAGAGCAACUCGCACUAAAAUACGAUAACCAGUAAAAUAUCUACAGUAUAUGCAGUUGUGUUUUUCUGUAUUAACAGAUUUGGUUUGAAGGUAUACAGACAGGUUAUUACACAUUUUGAAUAUCUUGUAAUAAUUAUUAUCAAAAUUUGAUUAUAAUUGCUGAUGGAAUUUGAAUCAACAGAUUUUUUCUGCCAGAAGCAGAUAAAUUUUUAGUUCUUUGUCAUGUAUCCAAUGUUUAUUCAUCCUUGAGAUUUUUCUCAUCUUCCAUUCCUGAAAAAAAAUUCAAUCUACCUUGAUUUGUAUGAGGAGAAAUUUGUCUAUUUUUGUGGAUGCUUUCAAGUAUUUAUUGCAAGUUUUUAGUCGAGAGAGAACUUUUACCAAACUAUAUAUAUGUUGUAUGUAUAACAUUAUCUAGGUGAGAAAAAAUCCCAUUUCUAUAUAUACAAAGUAUAUGUAAGGAGGACUAUCAUGUUGAUAGAAAUUGUUAAAUUGUUUAUUUAGAUUUGAUAUUUAGUAGAUUUUAUCAUGUACC
Molecule: messenger RNA, 2568 nt
Organism: Ylistrum balloti
Lineage: Eukaryota; Metazoa; Mollusca; Bivalvia; Pectinida; Pectinidae
Product: CDC42 small effector protein 2-like
Exons: 5
Coding region: 301-591 (96 amino acids)
Biological process (GO): regulation of Rho protein signal transduction
Cellular component (GO): plasma membrane
Molecular function (GO): small GTPase binding
Source: RefSeq, a predicted model, not a curated record